Molecule: messenger RNA, 918 nt
Organism: Peronospora farinosa
Lineage: Eukaryota; Oomycota; Peronosporomycetes; Peronosporales; Peronosporaceae
Source: the annotation of a GenBank genome assembly
AUGCAGCGGCCAAGAGCUUUUUCACAACAAGCUCUGAGACGAUUGGAAGAAGUCUCGAAUGGCCGACGGGUUUCUACAGUAAAACCCUCAGCGUCCAAGUUGCUCGAUUUGCACGGUCGGUCGUAUCUUUUGCCCACGUUGACACUGCCUAAAGUAAACGACAAAGACGUCAAGGACUUACAGCAAUUCUUCCAGGCUAGAGCUACUAAUAGACCCACGCCAGUGGUCUUGGACUUGCACCAAGUUUCUAGUAACGGCUCGCCACACUCACAGUCAAUUAAAAGACAUGAAUUGAGAAAUCAGAUUUUACAACUACAGGAAUCUGGGUAUGUUCCUGUGGGCAUCUCUAAUGCCAGUGAAGACGUCAAGAAAGUUGCUGCUGGUCUGGAUCUGCCUUACUUUAUUGGCACAAGGCUGCAUCUGGAGCAGCAGAAGGCUGGAAUAGCUGCAGUGGAGGAAGAACUCAUGGAGCAGAACGAGGUUUCUAUCACUUCUAAUUCAGCAACGGCUUUUGUAGAAGACGAUAAAUCCGUCUCUAUCCAGACGGCAGCAGAGACGCUUCCGCCGAUGGUGGUGACUCAUUCGGUGCGCUCGGGACAGCAGAUUUUCGCCCAGAACAGGUCGCUCAUGGUACUGGGUAAUGUAAGCUCUGGCGCCGAGGUGAUGGCAGAUGAGGACGUGGUCGUGCUAGGCGUGCUCAAGGGCCGCGCUCUUGCUGGUAUCGGCGGCAAUGUGCAUGCGCGGAUUGUCUGCCAGAGUUUUGAUGCAGAGCUCAUUUCCAUCGCGCACUGCUUCACGACGUGUGACGACCUGGAGCAGGAUAAGAUUGGGCCGUUGCAGCUGCACAAGCCCACGUCCAUCUCGCUACAGGACGACCGCCUGUUUUUCGAGUCAUCGACGGACGGUGUGAUCCGAUGA